Messenger RNA from Pleurotus ostreatus (oyster mushroom), 381 nucleotides. RefSeq lists its product as uncharacterized. The record is from RefSeq and is a predicted model, not a curated record. The transcript has 5 exons. Lineage: Eukaryota; Fungi; Basidiomycota; Agaricomycetes; Agaricales; Pleurotaceae. Gene Ontology annotation, molecular function: RNA nuclease activity; RNA binding. The coding region runs from base 1 to 381 and encodes 126 amino acids.
AUGCAGUUCGCGUUCUUGACUAUUUUCUUCGCCCUCGGUGCCUUGUUUAGCGUACAGGCAGCAAUUGUCGAGCGCCAGACGGGGGUGCGUUCGUGCAACUGUGCUGGAAGGAGUUUCACUACAACGGAUGUAACGAACGCUAUCCGCGGCGCUAGGGCUGGGGGAUCUGGUAAUUACCCGCACGUAUACAACAACUUCGAGGACUUUUCGUUCAGCUGCACGCCGACUUUCUUCGAGUUCCCAGUCUUCCGGGGAUCGGUCUACAGUGGCGGUAGCCCGGGUGCAGACCGCGUUAUCUAUGACCAGAGCGGUCGUUUCUGCGCUUGCCUAACGCACACGGGAGCACCGACGACAAACGGCUUCGUAGAAUGUAGUUUCUGA